CAUUUUCAAUGCUUCUGCUGGGAUCCCAUCUUAUCCUACUGCUUUUCCAGCUUUUAGCAUUCUUAUUGCCUUCAGGAUUUCUAUUUCUGUCGGAGGGUUGAUGUCCACUGUGUCUGCUUCCUCUGUUGGUAUUAUUAUGCGCGUUGUAGGUGAUGGUCGGUUUAGAAGUCUUCUGAAGCCUUCGGCCCAGUAUUUCCUUUGCUCCACCUCAUUGAUGAUUGACUUUCCAUUGUCAUCCUUCACUGGCUUAAUUUGUGUUGAACUUUUCCCCGAUAGGGACCUUGUUGUUUGAUAGAGUGUUGCGAUGUCUCCUUUGUCUGCAGCUUGUUUUUCUUCACUUUUCAUAGCUUCCUAAUAUUAUCUUUUGCCUUCCUUGGCACUCUUCUUCACUUUUUUGUUCAGUGUAUUGUAGCUUG
Molecule: messenger RNA, 416 nt
Organism: Trichobilharzia regenti
Lineage: Eukaryota; Metazoa; Platyhelminthes; Trematoda; Strigeidida; Schistosomatidae
Source: the annotation of a GenBank genome assembly